Rhinopithecus roxellana (golden snub-nosed monkey) is the source of this 2159-nucleotide messenger RNA. It is a transcript of the gene ZNF562, whose product is annotated as zinc finger protein 562. Gene Ontology annotation, molecular function: DNA-binding transcription repressor activity, RNA polymerase II-specific. The record is from RefSeq and is a predicted model, not a curated record. Gene Ontology annotation, biological process: negative regulation of transcription by RNA polymerase II. Lineage: Eukaryota; Metazoa; Chordata; Mammalia; Primates; Cercopithecidae. The transcript is spliced from 7 exons. Bases 709 to 1989 code for a protein of 426 amino acids.
GAACUCUUGGACUCAAGCUAUCCACCUGCCUCCCAAAGUGCUGGAAGGCCACCGAGCCCGCCUGGGAUUAGCUUUGGAGGAGCAUCCUCUGGGGUGCGUCCUAUCCCCCAUCCUCGCCCUUCCAGCCCUUCUGGCCACCUGAAACGCGGGCUAGACCGGAUCCCACCUCUAAACCGCCCCCAAGUAAGGGCCCCACCCCUCGCCCACAGUUUCCUCCAGAGGCCAGGUUCUAACCUCAUCUUUUUCUCUGAACCUGUUUCUGCAUCCCGCUCCCUGAGCCAACCCCAGGCCCAUCCGCACCCACGAAGAAGGAAACUGGAAUUUCUGUGUUCGAUCAGGUCCUACGUGGCUGAAACUCAAGUUCUGGAGCCCCACCCGGCCGGAGGCUCGGAGCGGAAGUAACGUCAGCGCGCCACCGCCAUCUUUACCGGCUGUGGUUCCGCAUGGUCAGUGCCAUUUCGCCUUUAUUCUGGUGGAAUCCACCCGGGCUGUGGAAAAGGAUUUCUACCUUUCUGGUGAGGUUGGCUCUGGCCCCGCAACCUUCCGCGUCCGGAACCUGGCUCUUCCGGCGUGUACCUGGACCUCAGAUAACUCUAUACAGAGAAGAAUGGGAUUGCCUCUAUUCACCUAGAUUCGUAAGCUGCCCUAAGGCGAUCUUGGCAUCAAGGAAGACAGCAUUGAGGCACACCUCACCAUCAGGUUCAGAGGAUGUCAGCCAUUGAUUUGUCCCUUGGGUUUUUUUCCAGAGAACCAGUCUGCCCUUUUGAAGAAGAGACGAAGGUAGAAAGGAUGGUGGAGGACUACCUGGCAAAUUCUUAUCAGGAUUCAGUGAUGUUUGAUGAUGUGGCUGUGGAGUUCACGCCAGAGGAGUGGGUUUUACUGGACACAACUCAGAAAUACCUCUACAGAGAUGUGAUGCUGGAGAACUACAUGAACCUGGCCUCUGUGGAUUUCUUUUUCUGCUUAACUUCAGAAUGGGAAAUACAACCUAGAACGAAACGGUCAUCACUUCAGCAGGGUUUUUUGAAGAAUCAAAUAUUCACUGGCAUACAAAUGCAGACAAGAAGCUACAGUGGAUGGAAACUUUGUGAGAAUUGUGGAGAGGUCUUCAGUGAACAGUUUUGCCUUAAGACACACAUGAGAGCUCAGAAUGGAGGGAACACUUCUGAGGGUAAUUGUUACGGAAAAGACGUCCUCAGUGUGCACAAGGAAACCUCUAUUGGACAGGAACUUUCCAAAUUUAAUCCAUGUGGAAAAGUCUUCACCCUAACUCCAGGUCUUGCUGUACAUCUUGAAAUUCUCAAUGGAAGACAACCAUACAAAUGUAAGGAAUGUGGAAAAGGCUUUAAGUAUUUUGCGAGCCUUGAUAAUCACAUGGGAAUCCACAUUGGAGAGAAACUCUGUGAAUUUCAGGAAUGUGAGAGAGCUAUCACACCUUCCUCACACCUAAAGCAGUGUGUAACAGUUCAUACUGGAAGGAAAUCCGAAAAGACUAAGAAUUGUGGGAAAUCCUUCAGUAAUUUUUCUCAACUUUCUGCACAUACGAAAACUCAUAAAGGAGAGAAGUCCUUUGAAUGUAAAGAAUGUGGAAGAUCCUUUAGAAAUUCCUCAUCCUUUAAUGUUCACAUUCAGAUUCACACUGGAAUAAAACCACACAAAUGUACGGAAUGUGGGAAAGCCUUCACUAGAUCGACUCACCUUACUCAACAUGUAAGAACUCACACUGGAAUAAAACCCUAUGAAUGUAAGGAAUGUGGCCAAGCCUUCACUCAAUACACAGGCCUUGCUAUACACAUACGAAAUCACACUGGAGAGAAACCCUAUCAGUGUAAGGAAUGUGGGAAAGCCUUCAAUAGAUCUUCAACCCUUACUCAACAUAGAAGAAUUCACACAGGAGAGAAGCCUUAUGAAUGUGUUGAAUGUGGGAAGACCUUCAUUACUUCUUCCCAUCGUAGUAAACAUUUGAAAACUCACAGUGGAGAAAGGUAAACGCAAGAUACGUGGGAAGGCUUUUCUGUAUUACCCCUAAUGUUCACCUGCGAACUCAUACCAGAGAGAAACCCCUCGUAUGUAAAGAAUGUGGGAAAGCAGACCGGGCGCAGUGGCUCACGCCCGUAAUCCCAGCACUUUGGGAGGCCAAGGGGGGCGGAUCACGAGGU